UGCCGGUUGCAUUCCAUUCCGACUGUGUUUUGCCUCAGAGAGUCAUAACCUACAUAUGGGGUCUUUUCCCGUUCAAGGCUAUUCCCAUCAUUGUGAUGGACUCUUCAACCGACACUCACCCUUCCCCUCCUCCUCCCAUACUCUCUCUACAAUAGAAACAGAAGUCAACCGUCGCAAUGGCGCGCCGCGAUGAGGGCGAUGACCUCGGUCGCGCCCUGUCGCAAGAGAACGUUGAGGAGCAAGACCUGGAGAAGAGAGACGAGCCCUCACAGUUUCUGGAGGUUCCUCGAGACUUAAAAAGAGUUGGUCGUGGUAAGAGCGAGGACAGCACACGUCUGGAAAAGAUUGAGUCUGUGGCCACCACUGCGACCGAAGCUAGUACCGCUGUUCCUGUCAAGUCGAGGGAACCGGAAAAACGACGAUGGUACCACAGAAUAAAUCCGCUCCGUGGUACGCCUCCACCAGUGCCUGAAGAGCGGACAGUUUGCCGGGAAUACAACGCCAGCUUUCUCAGCCUGUUGACUUUCCAAUGGAUGAACCCUCUCAUGACUACCGGGUACAAGCGGCCAAUCGAAGUUAACGAUAUCUGGCUUGUCAAUCCCGACCGAAGCUCUGCGACUAUGAUUGAUCUCCUCAUGACGUCCUUCAAGAGGCGGACCGCACGAGGGGAGAGAAAUCCCCUGCUCUGGGCGCUCUUCGAUACUUUCCGUGGCGAAUUCAUUUUGGGCGGAACAUGUGCCCUGUUCUCGGCCUUGUUCCAAGUCUUCUCUCCCUUCACAACCAGAUAUCUCAUUCAGUUUGCUUCGGACGCUUGGGUCGCACAAAAGACAGGCCAACCUGCUCCAAGCAUAGGCCGAGGUGUAGGUCUUGUGCUCGGUAUCACUUUUAUGCAGAUUUGUCAAUCGGUAUCAACCAAUCAUUUCAUCUACCGUGGUAUGAUGGUUGGAGGAGAGUGCAGGGCUGUCCUCAUCAACGCUAUCUUCGAGAAAUCUCUGGUCAUCUCUGGCCGCGCAAAAGCCGGUGGCAAAGCUCUGACAGACGAAGAAAUCCCCGAUGAGAAUGACGAAGCUCAGAGCGAGAAGAUCAGGGACCGCCCGCUGCUUUCUCGUGUGCUCUCGAAGAAGCUGCAUCCAAAGGGAGGUCCGAAGGUAACUCCUGACAAAAUGACUGGAGUCGCCGGGGAUGGCACAGGUUGGAACAACGGGAAGAUCGUCAACUUGAUGAGUGUUGAUACCUAUCGUGUUGACCAGGCUUCCGGUUUGUUCCAUAUCAUGUGGACCUCCCCAAUCCAAGUCAUCAUUGUCCUCGUGGUUCUCUGCGUGAACAUUGGAUACAGUGCCCUUGCAGGUUAUGCUUUGCUGAUCAUCAUGCUCCCGUUAUUGACCAAGGCAAUAAAGUCGUUGCUGAUGCGCCGAAAGAAAAUCAACAAAGUGACUGACCAGCGUGUGACACUCACACAAGAAAUUCUGGGCUCAGUGCGGUUCGUAAAGUUCUUCGGUUGGGAAACAAGCUUCCUUGAUCGUCUCAAAGAACUUCGCAAAAGAGAAAUCAGGGCUAUACAGAUAUUGUUAUCCAUCAGAAACGCUAUCAACGCCGUUGCCAUGUCCAUGCCCGUCUUUGCAUCGAUGCUGUCUUUCAUCACAUACUCACUAUCUAACCACAGCUUGGCCCCGGCCCGAGUGUUUUCCUCCCUGGCUCUCUUCAACUCAUUGCGGAUGCCCCUCAAUCUGCUGCCGUUGGUAUUAGGUCAAGUCACCGACGCACAGAAUUCUCUGCAGCGUAUUCAGGAAUUCCUCCUCUCCGAAGAACAAAAGGACCAGGUCAUAUGGGAUGAAAACCUGGACCAUGCGGUGGAAGUCGAUCAUGCCUCAUUUACAUGGGAACGCACGGCGUCUCAAGACAAAGAAGGCCCUGGUACUUUCCAAACAAAAGGCCAACUUGUGGCUGCGAAAAAGGCCGCCAAGGAAAGGAAGAAGGCCGAAAAGAAGGCUGCAAAGGCCGCGAAAAGGAGCAAGAAAUCACCUCUUGCAUCCAACGAGGACAUUGCAAGCGAGACGACGGAAGUCGAGCCGUUCAAGUUGCAAAAUAUGGACUUUACGGUUGGCAGAAACGAACUACUGGCUGUUAUUGGCACCGUGGGUUCUGGUAAGACAUCACUGCUUGCCGCAUUAGCAGGUGACAUGAGGAAGACGGGUGGCAAAGUCAAAAUGGCCUCAACGCGAGCCUUCUGCCCGCAAUAUGCCUGGAUCCAGAAUGCAACGUUGAAAGACAAUAUUUUGUUCGGUAAACCGUACAAGUCCAGAUGGUACAGAGAUGUUAUUGACGCCUGCGCUCUGCGUCCUGAUCUGGAUAUUCUCCCUGCUGGUGAUCAGACUGAGAUCGGAGAACGUGGUAUCACUUUAUCGGGUGGUCAAAAGCAGCGACUGAACAUUGCUCGAGCAAUCUACUUUGACGCUGACAUCGUUCUCAUGGAUGAUCCUUUGUCUGCUGUCGACGCGCACGUCGGACGCCACAUCAUGGACGAAGCAAUCUGCGGCUUGAUGAAAAAUAAGUGUCGUAUUCUUGCCACCCAUCAGCUGCAUGUCUUGUCUCGGUGCGACAGAAUCAUUUGGAUGGAAGACGGCCAUAUCCAGGCUAUCGACACCUUCGACAACUUGAUGGCCCACAGCGUUGACUUUCAGAAAUUGAUGGCCACGACUGCCCAGGAAGAAACCCAGGUCGCGAAAGCUGAAGAUGAAGAAGAGGGCGAGAAGAAGCCAGAAAAGAAGCUUAAGAAAGGAAAGGCUCUCAUGCAGCAAGAGGAGCGGUCAGUGAGUUCGGUCAGUUGGGGUGUAUGGAAAGCGUAUAUCAAAGCAUCCGGCUCACCAAUAUUGUGGCCGCUGAUCGCGAUCUCAUUGAUCAUGUCCCAGGGUUCCAACAUUGUCACUAGUCUGUGGCUUAGUUGGUGGACUAGUGACAAGUUCGGAUUCUCUGAAGGAGCAUACAUUGGUGUCUAUGCCGGUCUAGGCUUUUCUCAAGCCAUUCUCAUGUUCAUUUUCGCCACGAUUCUGUCCACCAGUGGAACAAACGCCAGCAAAGCAUUGCUGCAAAAAGCCAUGACCCGAGUCUUGCGGGCUCCCAUGUCCUUCUUCGAUACCACACCUCUAGGGCGCAUAACCAACCGAUUCUCCAAGGAUGUUGAUUCGAUGGACAACAAUCUCACAGAUGCUAUGAGGAUGUACUUCUUGACAUUGGCCAUGAUCACUUCGGUUUUCGCUCUGAUCAUUGCUUAUUUCCACUAUUUUGCGGUGGCCUUGGGGCCACUAUUUUUACUCUUCUUGUUUGCUUCCAGCUAUUACCGAGCAUCGGCACGAGAAAUCAAGAGGCACGAGGCGGUCCUGAGAUCUACUGUGUUUGCACGAUUUUCAGAGUCUAUUUCCGGGUCGGCAUCUAUUCGAGCAUACGGCCUGCAAAACUAUUUUACAUCACGCAUUCGGGAAGCUAUUGAUGAUAUGGACUCUGCAUACUACCUGACCUUUGCGAAUCAACGUUGGUUAUCUACGCGAUUGGACGCCAUUGGAAAUGUUCUUGUCUUUGUCACCGGUAUUUUGGUCGUGACCGAUCGCUUCAACGUCAAUCCGAGCAUAGCGGGUUUGGUUUUGUCCUACAUUUUGGCCAUUGUGCAAAUGAUCCAGUUCACAGUACGACAGCUAGCAGAGGUCGAGAACAAUAUGAACGCAACGGAGCGGCUGCACUAUUACGGGUCUGAGCUUGGUCAGGAAGCGCCUCUCAAACUUCGAGAUGUUCCGGAUUCGUGGCCACCGGCAGGAGCUAUCAGCUUCAACAAGGUAGAAAUGCGAUAUCGACCGGAACUUCCGCUUGUGCUCAAGGGGUUGGAUUUCCAGGUUCGAGGAGGAGAAAGAAUUGGCAUCGUCGGUAGAACUGGCGCCGGAAAAUCAUCCAUCAUGUCUGCCCUUUUCCGGCUGACAGAACUUACGAGCGGUCAAAUCAAAAUCGACGAUAUUGAUAUUUCGACUGUGGGCCUGUACGAUUUACGAUCACGACUGUCCAUCAUUCCUCAAGAUCCGACCCUGUUCCGCGGCACGGUCAGAUCUAACCUGGACCCUUUCAAUGAACAUACAGAUCUUGAUCUGUGGGCUGCUUUACGCAAAGCUGACCUUGUUGGCGAGGAAACGACCAACGAAAAAGAGGAUCGUCCUCAUACAGCCGAGACAGCUGUGACUUCGACCUCCAAUGUCAACGAGCAGACAUCAGGAUCAAACCGCAUCCACCUCGACAGUACGGUGGAAGAAGAAGGAUUGAACUUCUCUCUCGGUCAAAGACAGUUGAUGGCUCUUGCGCGGGCUCUGGUGCGAAACUCUCAGAUCAUUGUUUGUGACGAAGCUACAUCCUCGGUCGAUUUUGAAACAGAUGAGAAGAUUCAACGGACCAUGAGAACGGGGUUUGCGGGCAAGACUCUUCUCUGUAUUGCCCAUCGUCUGAAGACUAUUAUCAAUUACGAUCGAAUCUGUGUGAUGGACCAAGGACGAAUUGCCGAACUUGAUUCCCCGAUCAACCUGUUUGAAGCGAAUGGCAUUUUCCGGAGCAUGUGCGACAAGAGCCGUAUCGUUCGGGAGGACUUCUUCAGAGAGUCAUAGAAAGAACCUUGCAGGUGGUACUGUCAGAGGUUGAAGAUCUGUAUUGGCUUUUUUCAGUUUAAUAAGAUAUACGGAUACUCCGUAUGCAGAAGUAUUGACUGGGAUGAAUGACUUG
This is a messenger RNA of Exophiala oligosperma, 4752 nucleotides long. RefSeq lists its product as uncharacterized. Bases 177 to 4637 code for a protein of 1486 amino acids. Gene Ontology annotation, molecular function: ATP hydrolysis activity; ABC-type transporter activity; ATP binding. Lineage: Eukaryota; Fungi; Ascomycota; Eurotiomycetes; Chaetothyriales; Herpotrichiellaceae. Gene Ontology annotation, cellular component: membrane. Gene Ontology annotation, biological process: transmembrane transport. The transcript has a single exon. The record is from RefSeq and is a predicted model, not a curated record.